Messenger RNA from Condylura cristata (star-nosed mole), 1407 nucleotides. RefSeq names its product tetratricopeptide repeat domain 23-like (gene TTC23L). Gene Ontology annotation, biological process: translation. The record is from RefSeq and is a predicted model, not a curated record. Gene Ontology annotation, cellular component: ribosome. Lineage: Eukaryota; Metazoa; Chordata; Mammalia; Eulipotyphla; Talpidae. Gene Ontology annotation, molecular function: structural constituent of ribosome; protein binding.
AUGAUUCGAACCAGCCCCAUCUACAUCCCAACUGUGAGCAAUGACAGGGACUGGGACUUCUGCUUCCAUCUAUCCCGGCAAUCCAAGAUCCCAGCCCAUGAGCAAAGAGAUGAGUUUUAUCCCACGAGUGGGUCUGGAGAGAGUGAAGACGACGCUGCAGUCACGGGGAAGGCCAUCAACUCUAUGUCUCUCCCCAGAGAGAAGUUAGCUCAAUCACAGAAGAAGGUAGCUCAGCUGAUUAAGGAGAGAUUGAAUGUCCAAGCAAACAAGGAGCUGAUUCGCUGUGUCAUCCUUUCUCGGAUUAUUUUUGGGGAAGAACACUGGAAAUGUGCGCAGGCUGUGGCCAACCUGGCGUAUGGCUACCUGACACUGAGAGGCCUCCCAUCUCAGGCCAUGAAACAUGCCGAGUCGGCGAAGCCCACGUUGCUGACCUGGAAGGGAAACACCACCUCAGACAAGGAGAAAAAGGAGAUCCUGGAAGCUCUGGUCAUGCUCUACUAUACUCUGGGGGUGGCCUGCCUCCUGCAGAACCGUGGCAAAGAAGCUUAUAUCAACCUGCAGAAGGCAGAGAGAAACAUGAAGGAACUGAAAGAAUUCUUUGAGGAAGGUGUUUCUAGACUGCAGGUCUCAGAGAAGGACCUAACUGUUGCUUUGGGCAGAGCCUCCCUGGCCAUCCACAGGUUGAACCUCGCUCUGGCAUAUUUUGAAAAGGCAAUUGGCAAUGUUAUUGCCGCCAAGGGCAACAGGACUUCAGACCUGGUCAGUCUCUACGAGGAAAUCGCGCAGAUUGAGCAGUUGCGGCGGAACCAUGACCAGGCCAUCCAGUACUUGCAGCAGGCCCACUCUAUCUGUAUGUGCUUGUUCAGUGAAGUCAGCCCUCAAACUGCAGAGGCGAACGCAUUACUAGCCAAGGCUUAUGCCAUGUCCGGAGAGGUCCAACACAGGGCUGGCCCCAGAGGUAAUGAAGAAAACCCUGCCCCUCCCAAAGCUGAAGCCAAUGCAAAAGCUCUGAAGACCAAGAAAGCAGUGCUGACAGUCACCCACAGCCACAAGAAAAAGAUCAGCACGUCACCUACCUUCUGGAUACCCAAGGCACUGUGACUCCAAAAGCUACCGAGCUACCCUCAGAAGAGUACCCUCAGGAGACACAAGCCUGAACUGUACCAUCGUCAAGACCUGCAGACCACCAAGUCAGCUGUGAAGAUAGUAGAAAACAACAACCUACAGUUCAUUGUGAAUGUCAAGGCCAACCAGCUUCACAUCAAACAGGCUGUGAAGAAGCUCUGUGAUACUGAUACGGCCAAGGUCAGCACCCUGAGCAGAGCUGAUGGACAGAAAACAACAUGUGUUCACUUGACUCCUGACUAGGACGCUUUGGCUGCUGCCAACAAAAUUGGGAUCAUCUAA